GCCGUUAAAUAUACGUUUAAUGAUCAGAUUUAAUAUAAAUGCAUACUAUAAAACCAUUCUCUAAAGUUUUAGAAUGAAUUAACUUGAAAUCCUUUUUUUAAUAAUGAUUAUGAGGCCGUUUGUCCCCCCCCUGAGUUAAACCCGUUAUGGUACAGUCGGAUGCUGCGCGGGACGACAGAAGGCGCGUGUUGUUUCCUGUGCUGAUAAACCGAACACAGGGUUCCAGCGUUUUUUACCAUGGCUCGUGAUUAUAAAGCUGGAGACCUGAUCUUCGCUAAGAUGAAGGGUUAUCCUCACUGGCCUGCUCGGAUCGAUGAAGUUCCAGAUGGAGCGGUGAAGCCUCCCAACGCUAAAUUUCCCAUCUUCUUCUUCGGAACUCAUGAAACGGCGUUUUUGGGUCCUAAAGAUAUUUUCCCGUAUUUACCCAACAAAGAGAAAUAUGGGAAACCCAACAAGAGGAAGGGCUUUAAUGAGGGUUUGUGGGAAAUCGAGAACAAUCCUACAGUGGAGCUGAAUGGACAGAAGGUGAUGGUGAUGGAAGGAGUUUCAGAUAAAGAGUCAGACGGCAGUCCGGAGGAGGAAGACGAGGGACACGAGAAAGGUCAAGAGAAGAAGAAGAAAUCUAGUAAAGUGGCUGGAGAUGAGGAGGUGGAGGAGGAGGAAGGUGAUGGCAUGGAGGUGUCUCUAGUGGAGGAAGUCUCACCACCAAAAGACUCGGCAGAUGCAGUGAAAGCUAAGAGAGUCUGGAAAAAGAAGACUGAAGUUGAGCAGGACUCAGAGGAAGAGGACGGAGCAGUGAGUCACACGUCCAGCCCCAUGGCUGCAGAGACACCAACUCCAAAACGCAGAGGCAGGAAACCCAAUGCGGAAAAAUUACUUUUGCUGCAGCACCAAGCCUCACAUGGUGUUGGUGGAGAUGUAGAGAAAAGGCGUAAGAGAGCAGCGGAGGAUAAGAGCAGGUCCUCAGAUGGAGAGGAGGAGAGAAGAACUGAGGGGAAGAAGAAAAAAGAAAAAGACGAGAGUAAAGCAGGGAAGAAAGAGACAGAGGCCAAGAAGAAGCGCAGUGCUAAAGAGGAGAGUUCGUCUGAGUCUGAUGAGGACGGGCAGAAGAGAAAUCGUAAGCGAGCAAAAAUAACAACUGACACAGAAAAAGACGGACGACGUAAACCGGAGGAAGUAAACGAGUUGGGAAAAGAGGAAGGGAAGAAAGAUGAAAGGAAAGGAGAGAAAAAAAAGGAAGUGUCUACAGAGUCACGGCUACAGAGAUUACACAGUGACAUUAAAAUCGCACUGAAGAUCAACAACCCGGAUGUGAAGAAGUGUCUGGUGGCUCUGGAUGAACUCAGCUCACUGCAGCUCAGCACUCAACACCUGCAGAAACAAUGUGAGCUCAUCGCCACACUCAAGAAGAUCCGCAGGUUCAAGGCGAGUCAGGACGUGAUGGACAAAGCCACCAUGCUGUAUAAUAAAUAUAAGACAAUGUUCCUGGUGGGUGAAGGAGAGACGCUGAUCAGUCAGGUGAUCAAUAAAUCUCUGGCUGAGCAGCGGCAGUACGAGGACACCAAGAAGGGGGCGCUAAAGAGAGCCGAGCAGACCAAAGAACCUGGUGCAGAUAACAGGGCUGUGAAUGGAGACUCAAGCCCUGAAAUGAAAUCCACUGAGACCGAGAGAGAAAGGAUGGAGGAAACUGCAGCAUCAGAGCAGAACAGUGAAUCCAGCAGAAGAAUCAGCCUGACGAUGACUAUCAAGGUGAUGAAGAUGAUGCACCACUGGUGUGAGAGCGUGCGCAUGUGAGCGCGGGCGCGUGUGUGAGACAGCGUGUGUGUGUGUGAGAGCGUAUGUGUGUGUGAGAGCGUGUGUGUGUGUAUCAUCAGCACUAAGUGGCCUUUACACUCUUACACUCUUGGCCUUAUUAGGACUCGAGACUUUUCCCUGUUUAUUCUCUUUAGAAUUCCGGAUUUUUGCCGUUGUUUCAGAUUCUGAUGUUUUUAGUGUUUUAGCUCCUGAUUCACUUUAUAACAGUGUUAGAGUUUCUAACCAUCAUCACUCUGAUGGGACCCACUGCUGUUUGUGUUUCAGCAUCUACAGAAAUCUCUUUAGCUGCUAUAGGAACGCUUACACACACACACACACACACACACAUACACAUAUAUACACACACACA
Tachysurus fulvidraco (yellow catfish) is the source of this 2164-nucleotide messenger RNA. RefSeq names its product PC4 and SFRS1 interacting protein 1a (gene psip1a). Gene Ontology annotation, cellular component: nucleus. NCBI's taxonomy places the organism in Eukaryota, Metazoa, Chordata, Actinopteri, Siluriformes, Bagridae. The transcript has 17 exons. Gene Ontology annotation, molecular function: transcription coregulator activity; double-stranded DNA binding. Gene Ontology annotation, biological process: regulation of transcription by RNA polymerase II. The coding region runs from base 238 to 1794 and encodes 518 amino acids. The record is from RefSeq and is a predicted model, not a curated record.